Cucurbita moschata (crookneck pumpkin) is the source of this 2413-nucleotide messenger RNA. RefSeq lists its product as uncharacterized. NCBI's taxonomy places the organism in Eukaryota, Viridiplantae, Streptophyta, Magnoliopsida, Cucurbitales, Cucurbitaceae. Bases 470 to 2221 code for a protein of 583 amino acids. The record is from RefSeq and is a predicted model, not a curated record. The transcript has 2 exons. Gene Ontology annotation, molecular function: zinc ion binding.
UUUUUGUAUUUGCAUAUCGAUUCAGGCAAUGCAUUGCAUGUAGGCUCUCAUCUCUCUCUCUCUCUCUCUCUCUCUUUUUUUCCUGUUCUUCGCUAGAACCCUAAUUUAUAUAAUUCAAGCUCGAUUUAGAUUUUAGAAUCAUGUUCGGAAGCUGCUUGGUGGUUCGUAAGUUCCGUUUCUUUUAGUUUUGUAGCCGCGUUGAUCAUAGCUCAAUUAGAAGAAAUCAUAAUAGGAAGAAUCAACUCUGUUUUAGCAUGUUGCGAACGAAAGAACUUCUGUUUACAUUUGAGAGCAUUACUUGUUGGCUAAUCUUUAAGCUCAGACCAUUUGCCUGCUUAUGAGAGCUGAUUUGUGAACAUCCCAUGAGUUUAAUAAACGUUGCGUGGAAACAAUGCCUUGAAUGACUUCAUUGCACUAAUGGAAAGGGAAACUUCAAUGAAUUGGUUCUUAUGCUGAGCAAGUGGUUCACAUGGAGGAUCAUACAUUUGUUGUAGGUCAAGAGUUUCCUGAUGUCAAGGCAUUGCGAAAUGCCAUUAAAGAAGCUGCUAUAGCUCAGCACUUCGAGCUACGAAUUAUUAAGAGUGACUUGAUACGUUAUUUUGCAAAAUGUGCUGAAGAGGGUUGUCCAUGGCGAAUUCGUGCUGUUAAGCUUCCUAAUUCUCCAAUCUUCACAAUUAGAAGCCUUGAAGGGGCACAUACCUGUGGACGAAACGCCCAAAAUGGACACCAUCAAGCCUCCAUAGAUUGGAUAGUGAGUUUCAUAGAGGAACGGUUGCGGAACAACAUUAAUUACAAACCGAAGGAUAUAUUGCACGAUAUCCAUAAGCAAUAUGGCAUCACUAUACCUUAUAAGCAGGCCUGGCGUGCGAAGGAACGAGGUCUUGCCACAAUCUUUGGUUCUUCUGAAGAAGGUUAUGGUCUUCUUCCAUUGUACUGUGAACAAAUAAGGAAAGCCAAUCCUGGGAGUGUUGCAGAAGUGUUCACUACUGGUUCGGUUAACCACUUUCAGAGACUCUUCGUUUCGUUUUAUGCAUCGAUAUAUGGGUUUCUUAAUGGUUGCUUCCCUGUGAUUAGUCUUGGUGGAAUCCAGCUUAAAAGCAAAUACUUAGGUACUUUACUAUCAGCUACUUCUUAUGAUGCUGAUGGUGGGAUGUUUCCACUUGCUUUUGGUGUAGUUGAUGCUGAAAAUGAGGAAAGCUGGAUUUGGUUUUUGUCGGAGUUACAUAAGGCGCUUGAGAUGAAUGCUCGGAACGAACUGCACCUCACAUUUUUAUCAAAUGGUCAAAAGGGAAUUUUAGAUGCCUUGAGAAGGAAAUUCCCAAAUUCUUCAUAUGCAUUAUGCAUGCGCUACUUGAGUGAAAGUAUUGGAAAAGAGUUCAAAAACUCAAGGCUUGUUCAUCUUUUGUGGAAAGCGGCGUAUGCUACAACUAUAAUUGCUUUCAAAGAGAGAAUGUCUGAGAUAGAAGAGAUUUCACCUGAAGCUGCAAAGUGGGUACAACAAUUUCCUCCAUCUCAUUGGGCAUUGGUUUAUUUUGAAGGAAACCGAUAUGGUCAUCUUUCUUCAAAUCUAGAGGAGUUCGCUAAAUGGAUUCUCGAGGCACGUGAGCUCCCAAUCAUCCAGGUGAUCGAGCGGAUUCAUAGUAAACUAAUGGUUGAGUUUGAAGAGCGGCGUGCUAGGAGUUCAUCAUGGUUUUCUUUCCUGACUCCAUCAGCUGAGAAACGAAUAGUGGAAGCAAUUACCAUUGCAUCGUCGUAUCAAGUUCUUCGAUCAGAUGAGGUAGAGUUCGAGGUUUUAUCGGCUGAAAGAUCAUAUAUAGUUAAUAUUGGAACGCGAUGUUGCUCGUGUCUUGAGUGGCAGCUUUACGGAAUACCUUGCUCUCAUGCUGUUGCAGCCAUUGCCUCAUGUAGGAAAGAUGUCUAUGCCUUUACAGAGAAGUGUUUUAUGGUUUCUGGUUACAGGGAAGCAUAUGCAAAAGGUAUAUACCCGAUUCCCAGAAGACUUGAAUGGAAAAAUCUCGACGAAACUCUGAUGGAUGAUGAUACACAGAUUGUGCGACCACCCAAGUUUCGUCGACCACCAGGACGACCCGAAAAAAAGAGAAUUUGUGUAGAGGAACUGAAUCGAGAAAAACAUACCGUGCAUUGCAGUCGAUGUAAUCAAACAGGACACUACAAGACUACCUGCAAGGCAGAGCUCAUGAAGGGCAUUGAACAGUUCUAGAAAUCUAUUUCGUACAUGCCUCUCAUUUUGUCAAGUGUACAAUAUUUAUUUUCUGGGUAGCAGUUGGCUUUGGUUCUUAGAUAUGUGUAGAAUAGGGAAAAUCCCCAAUCUCUGAUGUAUAUGUAGACUGACUGUCUCUGUGAGGAUGAUUAAGUAUGCUGCAAUAUCAGGGGAUUCAAGUCACUAGUUGUA